GCUUCAGAUGCCCGCAGGGCUCAGGGACCGUACGUGGUCCCGACCAGUACCAGAUGGGGCGUAGGCGGCCGGGAGGAAGAGUGUCCGGGGAAGGUCUGGGGGCGGUGCUCAGCCAGGGGCGGAGGAGGCGGGCUCAGCGGGUAGGGUAGGGACGGCGCUUCGGGAGGAGACGGAGGCGGAGCCCCGGGGCGGGGCGCGGGCGGACCGGGAGGCGGCGCUCGGACCAGGACGCGCGGGCUGGGUAUGGCGUCGAUGGCGGCGGCGAUCGCGGCCUCGCGCUCGGCCGUCAUGAGCGGGAACCGGCCGCUUGACGACCGGGAGCGGAAGCGCUUCACCUACUUCUCUUCGCUGAGCCCCAUGGCCAGGAAGAUCAUGCAGGACAAGGAGAAGAUCCGGGAGAAGUACGGGCCCGAGUGGGCGCGGCUGCCGCCCGCGCAGCAGGACGAAAUCAUCGACCGCUGCCUGGUGGGGUCGCGCGUCCCGGCCGCCGCCGACGCGGGGGACGUGCGGGACCCGGCGCGCUUCCCCGGCCUGCGCGGGCCCACGGGGCAGAAGCUGGUGCGCUUCGGCGACGAGGACAUAACUUGGCAAGAUGAACACUCGGCCCCAUUCUCCUGGGAGACAAGGAGUCAGAUGGAAUUCAGCAUCUCCUCCUUAUCCAUCCAGGAGCCCAGCACUGCCACUGUGACCAGUGAUGCCAGGCCUCUGGCCAAGGCCCCUCAGGGCACACAGGGUUCCAAACCUGCCCAGAGCAGCAGAUCCUCUAGCCUGGAUGCCCUGGGACCAUCUCGAAAAGAGGAGGAAGCAUCCUUCUGGAAGAUCAAUGCAGAGCGCUCCCGGGAGGGGCCUGAGGCUGACUUCCAGUCCCUGACACCCAGCCAAAUCAAGUCCAUGGAGAAGGGGGACAAGGUUCUGCCAGCUUGCUACCGCCAGGAGCCCGCCACGAAAGACAGGGAGGCCAAGCCUGUGCCACAGGAACAGCAAACCCUCCCCAGUGUGAGCGCAGAGCAAGAGGUGCCCCAGCCGGUGCAAGCCCCUGCCAGUUUGCUGCCCAAGGCUACCCUCACUGAGUCCCCAGAGAAGCCACCGCCUCCUGCCGCCCAGCUGGACGAAGAUGAUGAUGCUUUGUUCUCAGAGCCUGCACUUUCGCAGAUCAGUUCCAGUAGCGUCCUCUUGAAGACAGGCUUUGAUUUUCUGGACAACUGGUAAAAUGGUGCUACCCAGAAACACAAGCAGGAGCCCCCAGCGUGGCCCAGCGUGGUGUUCAGAGGAGACUGCAGCACUGCCUGCGUAUUUUCCUGUUUUCUCUACUCUUUUCUUAGUCUUUUGGAAAAACUAGGAAAUGUUGCCAGUUUUCCCUGUUUUUGGUAAAACCGAAUAGAGAAAUACGCUAUUUUCAAUGAUUUGAUAACAAGUUUUACACUUGGGAUUUUUAAACACUAGGAAUCCAGUAAGCCUUGUAAAUAGAACUUCUGUUCCCAGCUCCAUCCCACCUUCCCUCCAAGGUUCUCUGACCAAGUCACAAAAGGUCGCAAAAGCGACCCUUUCUCCUCUCUUCCAGUUGAGGGCUCCCUUGGAUGGAUACGGGCUGUUAGCUGUCACUGUGGAAGAGUCAUCCUCAAAAAAUGUGCUUACCUGGUACUCUUCCUUCACAGAGGUCAGAUUUGGCGUUACACGUCCUUCCCCUCCCAAACUCAUAGGAAAUAGACAGUGGGCGGGUGGCAGGCACCCUCUGAGCUGUCCUGGUGACUUACUCAGAGCUCUGAUUGCUGUUUAAAAGCAGCUGCCCAUUAUAUCCAAUUCCCGUUGUUGUAUAUAGAGCUGCAGCAGGUUCCUUGGCUUGGUAGGAGUUUCCUUUGGGAAGCUGUUAUGACCGUCCCGCUAGUGUCCCAGUCCUGACCACUGUAGGAGUCAAGGUGGUGACAGCUGUGCUGGACAUCAGGGCUCUUCUGAUUCACUGCGGUAGAACCUCCCAGGCUUGAGCACCCUUUACCCCAGUCUGGUUGGGCUGUUAUACACAGGACACUUCCCCCAGACCUGAUCACAUUUCAAGUUUGAAAGGCUUUCCUGAUGAUUUCAGAAGCUUCCCCUUGCAGCCCCAAGAGCUCACAGCAGCAAAGCUGGAUGAGGAGCGUGUGCCUCCCUCAGAAUUUGAUGCCCUCUGUCCUCUACGCCCUGCCAUGGCCCCUGGACUCCAUGCACCUGCAGGAUGCCAAGCAGAUCUGUGAGCUCAGGGUGGCAUGGUCUAUCCUUUGCUAUCAUCACUCUGUUCUCCUCACCUGAAGCCUUAAUCUCCACGAGCCCUCCUCCAAGCGCCUGGUUUCAGUACUGAAAGGUGUAGCCUCCUUAAUGUCUGAAGUAGCUUCUGGAAUAUUCUAUAUAGCUCCAACGUUAAAGCACACGGCAACGCCCCGGCCAUUCUCCCCUCCCCUAGGAAGACAUGCCAAAGCUGUACUUAGCCAAUAUUGAUGUGAUACCUGCCAAUUAGCUUGUAUCCUGAACAUCCCUCCAUCCCCCAUGCACGGGUCGGCCUUCCUCUAGCAACUUCUGAGGAGUCAUCUUUCUGCACUGUUUGUAGGGGGUUGGUAGAGAGGAAGAUUUGAGGCCUGUGCAACAAUGUUUUCCUUUCCCAUGGGUCUAUGCUCCAUGGCAUCGGUAUAACAGGAGACUCGGCUGUGUGUAGGCAGCCUCUGUGACUGGCCCCAUGGGUGACUCUCACAGUGGUGCUUCUCAAGGAGUCCUCUGAAGAGCAGGUGGGAAGUCACAGAUGGGGAGUCCAGGAGGGAUCCUAAAGUACCCUCCUGACCUGGGAAUUGUCCUUGUACCUGGACAGAGUCCACACCACGCUGGCUUCUUGGUGUCCCCCUGGGAAUAUGGGGCAGUGACCAGGAAAUUAGAAGUGUAUUUACCAUUUUCCCUUCCUCCAUACAUCAUGAUGAAGUACAUUCGCUAUUCUUCUCUGAAGCACAUUCUUUGGCCAAAGCCAGUGUUUGGGCUCAGCACCUGGGAAGCAGCUCCAGGGCUUUGUGUUCUGCUCUUGGUGGCUGUGUCCAACAGAAGUUCUCAGGAACCCAGGCUCUGCGCGUCUGGUUUUUUCCUGAAUCCCAGCCCUCUGGGUUGGAUCCGAUCCUAUCAGGAGCAGCAGAGUCUGCCCCUGGCCAGGUGCACCCUUCCUUGCACCAGUGUGGGAAUGGCCUUCCAUUCUUCACUCCGCCCUCUUCCUUUGAUACAUACUUUCUAAAUGGUAAAUUCUUACUGACAGCUUGUAAUUUGGUCCUAUUUUAUACUCUAGCCUUUAAUAAAGCCAUUUUAAAAAUGA
This is a messenger RNA of Mastomys coucha (southern multimammate mouse), 3319 nucleotides long. RefSeq names its product chromosome unknown C1orf198 homolog (gene CUNH1orf198). The transcript has 4 exons. The record is from RefSeq and is a predicted model, not a curated record. NCBI's taxonomy places the organism in Eukaryota, Metazoa, Chordata, Mammalia, Rodentia, Muridae. The coding region runs from base 244 to 1209 and encodes 321 amino acids.